Messenger RNA from Toxotes jaculatrix (banded archerfish), 2427 nucleotides. It is a transcript of the gene lactb, whose product is annotated as lactamase, beta. The record is from RefSeq and is a predicted model, not a curated record. The coding region runs from base 109 to 1734 and encodes 541 amino acids. NCBI's taxonomy places the organism in Eukaryota, Metazoa, Chordata, Actinopteri, Toxotidae. The transcript is spliced from 6 exons.
UUCAUCUGGUCUGGUUCGAGGACGCAAACAGGAAGUGAGCAAGUUGUUGGUAACUAAAAAAAAAAAAUUCAAAAAAACAAAACAAAAACAGGAGCAGCGUUCCUAACGAUGUCACGGUUGUUUUUGCCAAACCGCUUCUGUGCCACAUGUCCCCUGCUGUCGGCGCGGGAGUUGACGCUACGAGCCGGAGCCCGAGUGAAGCAGCAGCGGAGCGUUUUUAUUCAGCAACAAAGGCGAUAUGUCGGAGGGUCAAACGCAGCCUUUUCCAAACACCGGACAAAGUCCAGGCUGUGGAUGUGCGGGCUUGGUGUGGGGGUCGCUUUAGCCGUGGGACUGAAAUACGGCGCUGACACCUCCAAGAGUUCGUGUGAUGUUGAAGUUGUAGGAGCAGAGAGGACCGACCGAUACAGCGCUGCAGUUAAAGUUAGCAGAGACCUUGUGGAGCGGAUAAAGGUAGGCACAGAGGCUGAGGUCGGGGCCCCUGGGUUGGUGGUUGGGGUCUCUGUGGAUGGUGCUCAGGUCUGGUGUGAAGGGAUCGGUUAUGCUGAUUUGGAGAACCGUGUGCCAUGCAGCCCAGACACGGUGAUGCGAAUCGCCAGCAUCAGUAAGCCGCUCACAUCUGCAGCUGCUGCGCGACUGUGUGAAGAAGGGAAACUAGAUCUUGACGUCCCAGUCCAGAAAUAUGUCCCAGAAUUUCCCCAGAAACGAUUUGAUGGACAGGCUGUCACAAUAACGCCUCGUAUGAUUCUGUCCCACCUAAGCGGCAUACGACAUUAUGAGAAGGAUGCAAAGAAAGUGAAAGAGGACAAAGAGAAAGCUAAGCGACUUCUAAAGCAACCAGUUAAAGAGAAAGAGGAUGAAAAGAGCUCAUCUGAAAACAAAGAUAAACCCACGACAGAACAGAACGCUAAAGGCAAAGAAGCCACUCAGACUCAGAAGAAAAAAGAGUUUGAGCAUGAGGAGUAUUACUUGAAGGACAACUUUGAAAGUGUCACUCAGGCCUUGGACCUCUUCAAGGACGACCCGCUCAUUUUCAAACCUGGAACCACUUUUUUGUACUCCACCCACGCCUUUACUCUGCUCAGUGCUGUUGUGGAGCGAGCUGCUGGCCAGCGCUUCCUGGAUGUCAUGAUGAACAUGUUUCGUGAACUGGGAAUGCUCAAUACUGUGCCUGACGAGAAUGACCCUAUUAUUUACCACCGCUCCAGAUACUAUCACCUCAACAAGAGAGGACGUGUUGUUAACUGCCCGUACGUAGACAACUCCUACAAGUGGGCAGGAGGCGGUUUCCUUUCUACUGUGGGAGACCUGCUGCUGUUCGGUAAUGCUCUACUCUACAGCUACCAGGUGGCCCAUCUAAAGGACACUGAGGGCUUGCUGUCUGGCUUCCUCAAGCCCAAAACCUCCAUAGAGCUGUGGGCACCAGUUGACAGGACAGAGGCUAGCUGGGAUAAAGAUGGAAUGUAUGCCCAAGGCUGGCUGGUAGUGGAGAAACUGCAGAGGUAUGGCCAGUGCAGGAAGCGCAGACACUACGUGUCGCACACAGGCGGCGCUGUGGGAGCUAGCAGUGUCCUCCUGGUGUUACCCAGUGAGGAGAUAGACCUGCGCCAAGGACAGAGCCCCCUCCUCCCACAGGGAGUGGUGGUCACCAUCAUCACUAACAUGCAGUCUGUGGGACUCAAUAGCACCGCGCUGAAAAUUGCGCAUGAGUUUGACAAAGCCCGGCGCCUGUAAGAGUAAGUUGUUUUCAAAAACAUCUGAGUUUACAUUUUACUGAGACGUGUUUCAGAUAAAACUUGUGAUCUUGUGUAAUUUUUAUAAAGCUUUUAAAUAUGUGCAGAAAGAUGUUUUAGGAAAUGAAAUAAAUCUUUAAAAUGUAUUUUAUAUACAUUUAAUGAAUUACAAAGUAAAUUCAAUUUUUUUUUUCCAAUUGCUUGGCAGACACUUGGCAGGGGAGCCAUUUUGCCACUAGGUGGAAGCAGUUCACUGCAAUUUUUAACAUGAAAAGGCCACUGACCUAAAUCAGUUUGUUGGCUUUAUAUAGAAGACAAUGCCUUUUCCCCACUAAAGGUUAACUGAACAAUCCAUUAUUAUCAGUACUUAAUAUAUUCAUUUCAUAGAAAUGAGAAGCAGUUGGUCGCUAUUUAAAGCAGCAGGUUAUGUUCGUGCGUCACAUGUAGUGACCUUUUUAGGGCCCACCCUGUCCUGAUAUUUCCUCAUAGCAUCUUGACGUGCUUUUAAAAAGAAACCCUGUUGUGUGUUGACCUAAUACCUUUGCUCCAUUCAGUAAUCAAAACAUUUUCACAAUGUCCUCACUGCUGUGCCAUCUUUCAGGAUCACUUUUAUAUUAUCCCUUUGUUAAAACGGACUUCACCCAAAAGCACAGUCUUGACUUUGUCUUUGAAUUCAACAAAACAAGAACAAUUC